CCGACCGAACGCCAGAGGAAAAGAAGAAAACAGAGCAUCGCUUUACGACAAAAAGGAAAGGACUGCAAAAAUGUAUUAAACAAAGAAAACCCAACACUUUACCGUUCACUCUCAGCUCAUUCUCUCAUCUCCACCGAAUAACAAAGAACCUCAACAAAUAUGGCUGACGAACCUCCGCCCUCCGCCGCUCCUCCCCCGCCACCGCCUCAAUCCGCCGCAGAAGAGCUGCCGGUAGCACCGCCACCACCGCCGGCUGCUGAGGUCUCCGCCGAGGAUUCAUCCCCCGCACCGGAGGCAUCACCUACUUCUGGGAAGGAGAAAUCGCUGGCGUCUAUGAUGGAAAAAGACGAGGCUGCUGGCGAGAAGAAAGCAGAAGAAGCGGCGCCGGUGAAAGCCCAAGUUGUAGCGAAAUCGGUGGUUAUCAAAGAGGAGUUCACCGGCGAGGCAGGGGCGGAGAAGAAGGAGAAGCUGAAGGUUCCGGAGUCUCUGGUCUCGUUCAAGGAAGAGAGCAAUCGAGUCUCUGAUCUGUCUGAUUCGGAGAGGAAGGCGCUCGAUGAGUUCAAGCAACUUGUCCAGGAAGCUCUCGAUUCUCGCUCCUUCACCUCUCCUCCGCCUCCGCCGCCGCCAAAGGAGGAGAUUCAGACUUCCUCUUCCGCCGCUACCGCCGCCGCCGCAGCAGCUACGGAAGCUCAGAAAACUGAAGAUCAAAGCUCCGAUGCCAGCACAGAGAUUACUCCUCCGGUGGCUGAAAAGCUAGAAGAGGAAUCUACUGAGCCUGCCGCCGAGCCCGCCGCUCUGGUGGAAGCUGCUGCUGCUUCUUCGUCGUCGUCAGAGGUGUCAAUUUGGGGGAUUCCGCUACUCGAAGACGACAGAAGCGACGUCGUUCUGCUGAAGUUCCUGAGAGCUAGGGAUUUCAAAGUGAAGGAAGCGUUCGCGAUGCUGAAGAACACGAUCCAGUGGAGGAAGGAAUUCAAAAUCGAUGAGCUCGUGGAGGAAGAUCUCGGCGACGAUCUGGAGCAAGUCGUGUUUAUGCACGGCCACGACCGAGACUGCCACCCGGUGUGCUACAACGUGUUCGGCGAGUUCCAGAACAAGGAGCUGUAUCAGAAGACGUUCUCCGACGAGGAGAAACGGACCAAGUUCUUGCGGUGGCGGAUUCAGUUCUUGGAGAGGAGCAUUAGGAAUCUGGAUUUCAGGCCCGGCGGCGUCGCCACGAUCUUUCAGGUGAAUGAUCUGAAGAAUUCGCCUGGACCGGCGAAGAGGGAGCUCCGAUUGGCUACCAGGCAGGCCGUGCAGCUGUUGCAGGACAAUUACCCGGAAUUUGUAGCCAAACAGGUGUUCAUCAAUGUACCUUGGUGGUAUCUUGCAUUCUAUACCAUGAUGAGUCCCUUCAUGACCCAGAGGACUAAGAGCAAGUUCGUGUUCGCCAGCACGGCGAAAUCUCCCGAAACACUCUUCAAAUACAUAUCUCCGGAGCAAGUCCCAAUCCAGUACGGUGGAUUGAGCGUGGAUGACUGCGAUUGCGAUCCAGAAUUCACAUUUGCUGAUCCUGUUACAGACAUGAUCGUCAAGCCGGGGACCAAGCAGACGGUGGAGAUCCUAAUUUAUGAGAAAUGCAUGUUCAUCUGGGAGAUACGAGUGGUCGGGUGGGAAGUGAGCUACAGCGCCAAAUUCGUCACCGAAACAGAAGAUGCAUACACGAUCAUAAUCCAGAGGCCGACGAAGAUGACACCAACUAGCGAGCCGGUGGUGUCGAACCAGUUCAAAGUGAUCGAACAGGGGAAGAUACUGCUGACGAUCGACAACCCAACCGCGAAGAAGAAGAGGCUUCUGUACAGGUUCAAGAUCAUUCCCUUGUCUGACUAGUGUUCAGAGAAUCAGUGACUGUGUUGUAUUUAUAUUUACUAAAUUUUACAUGGAUGUUCUAAAAAUUUCGUGGUGUUAAAGGUGAGUGAGAGAUGUAUGGACGAACUCUUGAGGGCUCCUUUCUGGGUUUUGUUUUUGGCCUAUGUGGUUGUUGUUGCUUCUGUUUUUUGGCAUGUUGUAAAUUGAUGGUAUGAGAAGUGGAUUUUGUGGAACUUAAUUUCUUUAGAACAUUCUUGUACCGGUUGGAUCCACAUGUUUUCUAGUGCGGCAAGGACAAUCUCUACUUCCUGAUUUCAUUUCGCGCAAGUCAUCG
Linum tenue is the source of this 2179-nucleotide messenger RNA. The record is from the annotation of a GenBank genome assembly. Lineage: Eukaryota; Viridiplantae; Streptophyta; Magnoliopsida; Malpighiales; Linaceae.